Musa acuminata subsp. malaccensis (wild Malaysian banana) is the source of this 810-nucleotide messenger RNA. RefSeq names its product heavy metal-associated isoprenylated plant protein 4. Lineage: Eukaryota; Viridiplantae; Streptophyta; Magnoliopsida; Zingiberales; Musaceae. The record is from RefSeq and is a predicted model, not a curated record. Gene Ontology annotation, molecular function: metal ion binding.
GCGAUCUUCUACUAUUUGGCAUGCUUUCAAUUUCUUGCAUUGUCUUCCUUCUUUGUUCCGGUUAACAUGGUUGAGAAGAAAACCGAAGAAGUGAUUGUUGCAGAAUACAAAGUCCAUAUCCAUUGCGGAGAAUGCGCGCGUGCCGUCGAGAAGCACAUCAUUCGGAACGCAGGAGUACAAAAGGUGGAUAUAAAUGUGUCCAGUGGAAAAGUCAUUGUAAAAGGCAGCAACUUCGACGUAAAACAGGUUCAAGAACGAGUUGAGAGGAAGACCAGAAAGAAGGUUGAGUUGAUAUCCCCCAAGCCCAAGCCGAAAGAAGUAAAGCCACCAGAAAAGAAGGAAGAGAAGAAAGAAGUUAUAAAGACAACAGUCAUCAAAGUUCACCUGCACUGCGCGAAUUGUGAAAAUGACCUGAAGUUGAUGUUGCUUAAACACAAAGAGAUUCACAAGGUUGAAACCAACCGAGCAGCGCAGACUUGCACCAUUGUCGGCACGAUAAAGGAAGAAGAACUGAUCAAACACAUUCGCAAGAAAGCACGCAAACACGCGGAGAUUGUACCGCAAAAAGUCGAGAAAAAGGUGGAGGAGAAGAAGAUUAAGCUUGAAGUGAAAGAUGGCAAAGAAGAGUUGACAGUCGAAAAGAAAGAGGAGCUGAAGACGAAAGAUGUAGUUGUUCCCUACUUCAUCCACUGUACACAUGCACCUCAGUGGUUUUCCGAUGAGGAUCCAAAUGCUUGUUCUGUGAUGUAGAUUGAUUGGACUGAUGAUGGCUGAGAUGACCCAAAAAUAUGUCCUUUUGCUAUGUUUAAA